UCCCUCCCAGCGUGCCCAGCCUCGACUGCCGGGCGGAUCACCUUCCGCUCCAACAAGGCCAGUUCCUCCUCGCCAAGACUCACGCCCGUCGUGCCAGGCAGGGUGCGCUCUGCCCCGCAGCCUUACAGGUGGUAUCUGCUCCUUGAGACGGUUCCCGCCAGGCUAGGCAGUGGAGCGCCGCACAGCGUGCCUCCCUGCCUCCCAGCUGUCUGCCGGGCAGUUCAGACUCAGCGCUGGCAGGCCUGCUCGGUCGAUCUUCGAUCCAAAGAUGCGGCGGAGCUGGAAGAUGGCUCUGUCCGGGGGGCUACGGUGCUGCCGCCGAGUACUUUCCUGGGUGCCAGUGCUCGUUAUUGUCCUCGUUGUGCUUUGGUCCUACUACGCCUACGUCUUUGAACUCUGCCUGGUGACUGUAUUGAGCCCAGCAGAAAAAGUUAUCUACCUCAUAUUCUACCAUGCCAUCUUUGUGUUCUUUACCUGGACCUACUGGAAGUCUAUAUUUACACUCCCACAACAGCCAAAUCAGAAGUUCCACUUGUCCUAUUCAGACAAGGAACGCUAUGAAAAUGAAGAGAGACCUGAAGUCCAGAAGCAGAUGCUCAUCGAUAUGGCCAAAAAGCUACCGGUUUACACAAGAACUGGGAGUGGAGCUGUUAGAUUCUGUGACCGGUGCCAUUUGAUCAAGCCAGAUCGCUGCCACCACUGCUCUGUCUGUGCCAUGUGUGUAUUAAAAAUGGAUCAUCACUGCCCUUGGGUUAAUAAUUGCAUUGGAUUUUCCAACUACAAAUUCUUUCUUCAGUUCUUAGCUUAUUCUGUUCUCUACUGCCUGUACAUUGCUACAACAGUCUUCAACUAUUUCAUCAAAUAUUGGAGAGGGGAAUUGCCCAGUGUUCACUCAAAGUUCCAUGUUCUUUUCCUCCUCUUUGUGGCCUGCAUGUUUUUUGUCAGCCUUGUGAUUCUCUUUGGUUACCAUUGUUGGCUUGUCAGCAGAAACAAAACCACCUUAGAGGCCUUCUGUACUCCAGUGUUUACAAGUGGCCCAGAGAAAAAUGGGUUCAACCUUGGCGUCAUCAAAAAUAUCCAGCAGGUGUUUGGCGAUAACAAGAAGUUCUGGUUAAUACCUAUUGGGUCCAGUCCUGGUGAUGGACACUCCUUCCCUAUGAGGUCUGUGAAUGAGUCACAAAACCCACUGCUAGCAAAUGAAGAGCCCUGGGAAGACAACGAGGAUGAAACACGAGAUGACAUGAUUCUUUAUAUGGAAAACCCAAAAGACUCCACCCCCAAACUACUAGAACUCAUACAACAAUUCAGCAACGUGGCAGGAUACAAAGUCAAUGUACAGAAAUCAGUGGCUUUCUUAUACACUAACAAUGAAAAUACAGAAAGGGAAAUUAGAGAAUCGAUUCCAUUUACUAUAGCACCAAGAACCAUAAGAUACCUGGGGAUAAACCUAACCAAAGAGGUAAAGGAUCUGUACUUGAGGAACUACAGAACACUCAUGAAAGAAAUUGAAGAAGACACAAAAAGAUGGAAGACCAUUCCAUGCUCUUGGAUCAGAAGAAUAAACAUUGUUAAAAUGUCUGUACUGCCUAGAGCAAUCUAUAUUUUUAAUGCUAUUCCGAUAAAAAUUCCACCAGUAUUCUUCAAAGAGCUGGAGCAAAUAAUCCAAAUAUUUGUAUGGAAUCAGAAGAGACCCCAAAUCGCUAAGGAAAUGUUGAAAAACAAAAAUAAAAUGGGGGGCAUCACGUUACCUGAUUUCAAGCUUUACUACAAAGCUGUGAUCACCAAGAUAGCAUGGUACUGGCAUAAAAACAGACACAUAGACCAGUGGAACAGAGUAGAGAGCCCAGAUAUGGACCCUCAACUCUAUGGGCAAAUAAUCUUCGACAAAACAGGAAAAAAUAUACAGUGGAAAAAAGACAGUCUCUUCAAUAAAUGGUGCUGGGAAAACUGGGCAGCUAUAUGUAGAAGAAUGAAACUCGACCAUUCUCUUACACCGUACACAAGGAUAAACUCAAAAUGGAUAAAAGACCUCAAUGUGAGACAGGAAUCCAUCGGAAUCCUAGAGGAGAACUUAGGCAGUAAUCCCUUGGAUAUUAGCCACAGCAACUUCUUUCAAGAUACAUCUCCAAAGGCAAAGGAAACUUCUUUGAAGAUAUGUCACCCUAUGUCUUUUGAUUGGAGUGUUUAGUGCAUUUACACUCAGAGUAAUUAUUGAUAGAUAUAUAUUUAAUACCAGUUUAUUACUUGUUUUAUCAUAGUGUCUAGAGAUUUUCUCUGAUCCUUGUCUUUUUUAAAAGAUUUAUUUACUUAUUUUAGAGAAAGCAUGGAGGGGAGGGACAGUGGGAGAGUCUUAAACAGACUCUGUGCUGAGCAUGGAGCCCAACACAGGGUUCCAUCUCACAACCCUGAGAUCAUGACCUGAGCCAUAACAAGAGUCAAAUGCUCAACUGACUGUGCCCCUCCUUUCUUAUCUUUAUCAUUUUUGGCUUUUUCCUUUCCACUCAAAGAGUCCCUGUUAAUAUUUCUUGUGGGAUGGGUUUGGGGUCAUGAACUCCUUUAGUGUUGUUGUUUUUUUUUUUCCUGGGGAACUCCUUAUCUCUUUGUUCUGAAUGAUAGCCUUCCUGGAUAGAGUAGUCUUGGCUGCCAGUUUCUCCCACUCAGUACUUUUAAUGUAUCAUGCCACUCUCUUGUCACUUGCCAAGUUUCUUUUGAGACAUCCCCAGCUAGCCUUAUGGUUUUUCCCUUAUAAGUUAAGGACUUCUUUUGUCUUGUUGAUUUAAGAUUUUUAUCUUUAUCCCUGUAUUUUGCAAAUUUAAUUAUGAAAUGAAAAGUGUUAGCAUGCUUUUGUUGAUUUUGAUGGGAAUUUUCUUAGCCUCCUGGAUCUGGAUAUCUCAUUCCUUACCCAGGUUAAAGACAUUUUCAGCUAUUAUUUCUUCAAAUAAAUUUUCUGCCCCCUUUUCUCUCUCUUCUUUAGGACUCCUAUAAUAAGAAUGUUGUUGUGUUUGAUGAAGUCAUGAGUCCCUUAAGUCUAUUCUUGUGUUGCAUAAUUCUUCUUUCCCUCUUUUGUUCACCUUCAUUACUUUUCAUUCUUUUGUCCUCUAGGUCACUGAUUCAUUCCUCUUCUUUUUUUUUUUUUUAAGAUUUUAUUUAUUUGUGAGAGAGAGAGAGUGCACAGGCAGACAGAGAGGCAGAGGGAGAAGCAGGCUCCCCGCGGAGCAAGGAGCCCGAUGUGGGACUCGAUCCCAGGACUCUGGGAUCAUGACCUGAGCCGAAGGCAGCCGCUUAACCAACUGAGCCACCCAGGUGUCCCUCAUUCCUCUUCUUCUUGAAGUCUAUUGUUCAUUUCAUCAAGCCUGUUUCCAAUCUUAUUUAUUAUAUUUUUCCUUUCUGAUUUUUUUUUAACACUUUUCUCUGUGGUAAGGAUUCCCUAAUGUCUUCCUUUCUUUUCUCAAGCCCAGUGAGUAUUCAUAUAAAUAAUUCUUGCUUCAAAUUUUCCAUUAGGCAUGUUACUUAUAUCUGCUGUAUUUACAUCUCUGGCUGGCCUUAUCUUAUUCUUUCAUUUAGUAUAAAUUCCUCCAUGUUUGUGUUUUGUCUAAGUCUCUACCUUCAUCUCUGUGUUGGAAAAGCCAGUUAUGUUUUCUUUUCCUGAAUGUAAUGGCCUUAUGACAAUGGGGUCAUGUAGUACCCAGGGCCUGGGCCUUCAGGGAGUCCCUGAUGUGUGCUUUGUAUAUUCUGCUGUUGUGUUUAAGCUUCUCUAUCCUUCAGGCCAGUCAUCUGCAGAGGCUCUACUUACCUCCAGUGGGCAGUGUUUGAUUCCUGUCCUGAAUGAGGUUAUCCAGAAGCUUCAUCAUCUCUCACCGUGGAAACAGAAACAUAGUGGUUUACACAUUUCCUGCAUCUCUCAGG
Messenger RNA from Mustela lutreola (European mink), 3906 nucleotides. RefSeq names its product zinc finger DHHC-type palmitoyltransferase 15 (gene ZDHHC15). The record is from RefSeq and is a predicted model, not a curated record. NCBI's taxonomy places the organism in Eukaryota, Metazoa, Chordata, Mammalia, Carnivora, Mustelidae. Gene Ontology annotation, cellular component: Golgi apparatus; endoplasmic reticulum. Gene Ontology annotation, biological process: synaptic vesicle maturation; peptidyl-L-cysteine S-palmitoylation; protein targeting to membrane. The transcript has 12 exons. Gene Ontology annotation, molecular function: protein-cysteine S-palmitoyltransferase activity. Bases 269 to 2188 code for a protein of 639 amino acids.